AUGAGACGAGCUGUAUCUAAAAUAAUACCUAGUUCGAAAUUCCUACUGUCUAGUAACUCAAAUAAUCCUUCAUCUACAUUCAAUAAUACCAAUAAUAACAAUAACUCAAAUAACUCAAACAAUAAUAAUAAUAAAAAUUCUAUCAAUAAUAGUAUAGAAAAUUCAUUUGCAUCCAUAUCAUCAAACCUUAAAAUAGAUUUCAAUUCGGUUGAUGAAUUUUAUAUUCAAUUGGAUCAACCUCAUAAAACUUGGCUACCAGGUGAUGAAGUACCAGGUCAAAUUAUUUUAAUUUCAAAGAAAAAUUUAGUAAAUAUUGUUAUCACUUUAUCAUUAAUUGGUUAUGUUAAAUUAAAUUUAUCUCAUUCAAAAUUAAGACCUAUUAAACAUACUUUAUUUGAUCAUACUAUUAAAAUAUUUGGUGGAAAUAAUAGUAAUAAUAACAGUCCAUCUGAUAAUUCUCAAACUGAUAUUAAUAAUGGUUUAUCAAAAGGUGAACAUGUUUUCCCCUUUAUUGUCAAAUUACCAAAUAAAAGAAUCUUUACAUCAAUUGAUUUUGGAAAAGGAUCUAUUACUUAUGUAUUAAGAGCUUCAAUUGGAAAUUCAUCAAAUUAUAUCUUUCAAUCAAAUCUUUCUCCUUCACUUCCAACUAAUAGUUUAACUAGUAUUCAUUCAAAUUCUUCAAAUCCAAAUACUCCUCCUGAUACAACUUCAACCACUUCAUCAAACAAUCUAAUCUCAAAAACUAAAAAUUUGAAAAUACUUCAUAAUCCAUCAUAUUCUUCAGAGAAAAUUAUAAACAUUGUAAAUCCCAUUGAUGUAACAUCUUUACCAUCUCCCAAACCAAAACGUUUAAUCUUAAAAGAUCCAAGAUCAUCAGCCACAAAGAAACUAUCACGAACUCAAUCUUCAACUUCUACCAUAAAUACAUUUAGUACCAUUUCUUCUAAUAAUUCAGAUUCAAAUGGUGAUGCAACAACUAUAAAUAAUACUAACAAUAAUAGUUCCAUGAUCAAUAAUAAUGGAAGUAAUAAUACCAAUAAUAGUAAUGGUCCUAGUAUGACAUCAACCACUACCACUACCACUACCAAUAAUAAUAAUACCACUUUAACUUCAUCAGCCAUGACUAUAAAUAGUACUGGAAAUACCCUUAAUUCAAGUUUCCAAAAACCAGUCACCAUUAAAGUAUCAUUAGAAGUUCCACAACGAGGGUAUUUAAGAGGUGAAUUAAUCCCCAUCAAACUUUCUAUUAGUCAUUUAAAGAAGAUUCAAGAUUUGAAUGGUAUAAUAAUUACAUUUGUAAGGGUUUGUAGAUUGGAUAAUGGUCCUGAUACAUUUUAUGAAUCAUUUAGAAAAGAUUUACAACAACUGAUAAUACCGUUAUAUGUUGAUCCUGUUACUUUCCAAUCAGAAAUUAAUACAAGUGUUAGAGUCCCGGCUGAUUCAUUCCCAAGUAUUGUUGGUUGUCCAUUAGUUUCAUUUCAAUAUUUUAUUGAAGUUUUAAUUAAUUUAUCUGGAAAAUCUCUUAGUUUAGAUAGUGAAGGAAUUUCAACUGAUAGACAUUCACCCAAUAAUGAUAAUUCAAACGGAAAUAAUGUUAAUGAUCAUCAAAUAUUGAAUUCAAAUGGUAUGAAUGGUUCAAUCAUACCUAAUCCAAAUACUAUUCUUGGAAAUUCAGAUUCAAGUUCAAAAUUUAAUUUCAAUUUUCAUAAUUCAGCAACUUUAUCAUCUCAACAUCAUAAUGAAAGAUCAGGAUUUAUAAAUACUGAUAAAUUUAAGAGACUGAAAAAGUUUUUACAAUUAACUACAGAAAUUAUAAUUGGAACUCAUCGUCUGUUAUCUCAAGAUGUGAUUGAUAAUAAUAAUAAUAAUAUUAAUAACAUUCCUCAUAAUGAACUUCAAUUACCAAAUUCAAUAUCAAGAAGAUCAUCAUCAUCAAUGUCAAAUAAUUCACCUCCUGGUAUGUUUAAUCAUCCUGGUAGUUCUCCAUCACCAAACCUUAAUCAAUCAUCUAAUUUAUAUCCUCAAUCAAUUCAAUUACAUUCUUCUACUUAUCCACCGCCACCACCACCACCAUUAGCAUCACCAAUUAGAACCACAGUAAGUAAUUCUACCUUAGGAUCAGGAGGUCUAACGUCAGUUGCAACCACUACCAAUAGUCCAACCAAUCAAGGUGUUCAACCAAGUAAUUCUCAAGGAGCAGUUGCUAGUGCUAAUUCAACUUAUAUUAAUCCAAUUCCGGAAACCAUGGCAAUGAAUACUUUCCAAUCACCACCAUAUUUUGAAAAUGAUGUUAAUUUCGGUUCCACGUUCGCCUCUAUUCCUGAUUAUAAUGAAUUACAAUCUCAACCACCACCAAAUGAAUUUGAUCAACAACAAUUAUCUUCGGAGUUAUCGGAGAAGGCUCGAAUGAGAGCGCAUGAAGAAAGUUUAUUACCUUCUGCCCCACCAAUGGAUGAUGAGACUUUACCAACUCAAUCACAAUCACAAUCACAACCUCACCAGGACAAUAUUGAACAAAUACCCCAAUCACUGAACUCACAUCCAACUAAUGAUCAAUUACCCCCUGUAAUUCAAGAUCUGCAAUUUCAAUUUUUUUCAUAUGAAGGUGGUCAAAUGCCACCUGGCUUAAGUACUAGUGAUGAAAGUCUUUUAAAUAAUCAUCGAACCAUUGGUGGGGUUCAAGGAUUAAGAUCCCAAUUAAGUAAUGAUGAAGUUGAUGAUAAUGGUAGUGUUGAUUUAUAUCAUGAUCCUGGUGCUGAGCUUGGUCUUAGCAACAAUAAUAAUCAUGAGAAUAAUAAUAUUGAUCAUGGUGAUCAAUAUAGUACGAUUGAUUAUGUACCAAAUUAUGAAUCAGUUAAUAAUGAUAGACUUUUAGUUGAAAACACCAAUAACAAUCAAGUUAGUACGGGUACUAAUAAUGAAACUCAAGAUGUUAUCAACUAA
Scheffersomyces coipomensis is the source of this 2943-nucleotide messenger RNA. It is a transcript of the gene RIM8, whose product is annotated as Rim8p. The transcript has a single exon. Bases 1 to 2943 code for a protein of 980 amino acids. The record is from RefSeq and is a predicted model, not a curated record. NCBI's taxonomy places the organism in Eukaryota, Fungi, Ascomycota, Pichiomycetes, Serinales, Debaryomycetaceae.